AUGUCCAACGUUGCCGAUACCGCGUCCGAUGUUGUCAAUACUUCAUCCGAUGUUGCUGAUACCGCGUCCGAGUUGCAUUUUCCUUGUUCUACUUGUUUUAUUUUGCACCAGCUCAUGUCAGUCUUUCUAGGUUUUUCUGAAGUCUGCCCGUUCAUUGCCCAGCAGCAUUUCGUUACAUUCACACACCGCGGCCUGUUCGGUCGUUCCCCAAUUGACGGAGAAACUGGACGUUUCGGAGCAGAGAGCAACUUCACUGUCAAAUUUUUCACGUUCCAGUUCUUUGCCCAUUUCUCCUCCCUAAUCUACACAGCCUUCUUCCUGGGCCGGAUAAACGGGCACCCAGGAAACCAAGUCCGAAUCGGUGGUCGGUGGAGGCUGGAGGAGUGCCAUCCCAGCGGCUGCAUGAUGGACUUGUUUGUGCAAAUGGCCAUCAUCAUGGGCCUGAAGCAGACCCUCAGCAACUGUGUGGAGUACCUGAGCCCGUGGCUGACUUACCACAUCCACAAGCUCAGAGAACAGGCCCAGAUGGAGACGUCGGAUGAUCCGAACCUGGAGGAAUGGCGCAAAAACUAUUUCCUGAACGAAGUGAACAUUUUCAGCCUGUUUGAUGAGUUCAUGGAGAUGAUGAUCCAGUACGGAUUCACCACCAUCUUUGUGGCCGCCUUCCCCCUGGCCCCGCUCUUGGCGCUUUUCAGCAACCUCGUGGAGAUCCGCCUGGAUGCCAUCAAGAUGGUACGUCUGCAGCGCCGCCUGGUGCCUCGGAAGGCCAAGGACAUCGGGACCUGGUUGCAGGUGCUCGAGGCCAUCGGGGUGCUGGCUGUCAUCGCCAAUGGGAUGGUCAUCGCUUUCACGUCGGAAUUCAUUCCCCGCCUCGUGUACAAGUACCAUUACGGGCCGUGCAGCCGGGGCAACACCACAGCUGACUGUCUGACCGGAUACGUCAACCACAGCCUUUCGGUUUUCCAAACCAAGGAUUUCAAGGACCACGUUCCGGAUCAAGGAAUAGAGGAAGUGACUGAGUGCAGGUACCGAGACUACCGGAACAAGGACGAUUACAAUUACUCAGCCGAGUUCUGGUUCCUCCUGGCCUCCAGGCUGGUCUUUGUCAUUCUUUUUGAGCAUGUGGCCCUGUGUGGUAAGCUUAUUGCUGCCUGGUUCGUUCCUGACAUCCCCCAGACUGUGAAAAACAAAGUCCUGGAGGAAAAAUUUGUGGAUUUGCAAAACAAACUACGCCUCAACUCCAGGGUUACUGAUGUGUAGGAAGGCUAGAAGAUGACUUAGAAGCACCCGAGGCUGCCCAAAGUAGCCUCUGUCUAGCAUGGAUGCUGUGUGACUUCUGGGUCCCUUGGAUUCUGUGAUCUUCCUCUCACAUCAUCUGUGCCCCUGGAGUCCCAGGAGAUGGGCAGCAGUAUUAGAAGGAGGGGCUAACCCUCUGUACGUCCCUCCUUCCUUUGUGAACAAGCCCUGAGCCCACCGACUUGGUGCCCAGAGUCUGGACCCUGGAUCCACUCAUUAACCCUGGAUGGGACUUCAUGCACCUCUUCAAACCCAGCUUCUGGGAUGCUCGCUGUCCGGAGGGGUGUCCCACCCAGGCAGCACUGGCUGUCUAAACCCUUGUGGGUAAUAAAGUGAUUUUUUAAAAUGUGUGUUUCUGAGUAAGAGAU
This is a messenger RNA of Sarcophilus harrisii (Tasmanian devil), 1664 nucleotides long. RefSeq names its product anoctamin 9 (gene ANO9). The coding region runs from base 1 to 1260 and encodes 419 amino acids. Gene Ontology annotation, biological process: chloride transmembrane transport. Gene Ontology annotation, cellular component: plasma membrane. Gene Ontology annotation, molecular function: chloride channel activity. NCBI's taxonomy places the organism in Eukaryota, Metazoa, Chordata, Mammalia, Dasyuromorphia, Dasyuridae. The transcript is spliced from 11 exons. The record is from RefSeq and is a predicted model, not a curated record.